Messenger RNA from Plutella xylostella (diamondback moth), 2403 nucleotides. RefSeq names its product Hormone receptor-like in 38 (gene Hr38). Gene Ontology annotation, cellular component: nucleus; transcription regulator complex. Gene Ontology annotation, molecular function: nuclear receptor activity; zinc ion binding; RNA polymerase II cis-regulatory region sequence-specific DNA binding. The record is from RefSeq and is a predicted model, not a curated record. NCBI's taxonomy places the organism in Eukaryota, Metazoa, Arthropoda, Insecta, Lepidoptera, Plutellidae. Gene Ontology annotation, biological process: cellular response to corticotropin-releasing hormone stimulus; regulation of transcription by RNA polymerase II.
GACGUCAGGCGGCGCGAUAUAGGCACCGGCGUCGCCGCCGCCGGCCUCAGUAACGCACCGACCGCCGAGCAGCGCACAUCGCCUCCGCGCGCGACAUCCGAGCAGCAGUGAGUGAGUGCGCGCAGUGAGUGCCGGCUGUGAUGUGCUAGCCGCAUGAGGAUCCUGCUGAGUGAGCUGGGCCUGUCCGGCGCGUGCCUCGGCCUGACCCUGGACGCCCCCUCGCUGGACGACAAGCCUGCGCCAGGUCAGCGCCCGCAGACCACCACCGUCUCCACUUCUGUGUUUAUUUUCGCUUUCGUUGUGUAGAGCCGUAGAGCCUGGCUGUGAGAACUUUGUGUGGAACUGUUGUGACGAUGGCCCUCGGCUAGAAUGCGAGGUGCGUUGCUGGCGCCCUCCAAACACUGCGCCCUUACACAUUUCCAUCAUCCACGGCCGAGCGCCUCUGAGCCGCGCUCGCCAAGUGCCUACUCGUCUAACUCCUCCAGUAUGCUACUGCUGCAGACACAGAGCAACUACGGUUCGUCUUUCAGUGAUCUACUGUCGCCUCAGUACCACGAGGAUUCUACGGAAAUCUUAGAAGAAAAUCUCGAUCCAUUCCCGGACGUGGAGUUUCACGCUCCGAUCCCCCCUGAAGUCAAGUCUCACCGCACCACCCCCGUGAGCGAGAGCUCCUCGCCCACCCUCGCCCCGGCCCUGCCCAGCUUCGAGGAAACCUACUCUGUUCGAUACCCAAAACAAGAAAUGGCUGAAUUCGGACUAAAGAUGGACGAAGACUGCUACAACGCGUACUCGCACCCCGGGCACGCGUCGACGCAGCUGCUGUACCAGUACCACCAGCCGAGCCUGCCCUACGUGCCGGCCACGUACUACGCGGCGGCGCAGCCCUGCAGCCCCACGUUCGACACGGGCGGUGCGCCCGCCGCCGACUCGUACUCGCUGCCGCCCUUCCCCAGCGCCAUCGAGCUGCACGUGUCCACGGAGCAGAGCCGCCAGCGCCGCGCCUCGCUGCCCGUGCAGCGCUCCGAGUCCAGCAGCUCCACGGACAGCCCCAAGCUGCACGGCGCGCGCAUGCACUGCAUGCAGUCCUCCACGCCCAGCUCGGCCGCCAGCUCGCCCGGCGGGCUGCCCGCGCCCGCGCCGCCCUCGCCCAGCCAGCUGUGCGCCGUGUGCGGCGACACCGCCGCCUGCCAGCACUACGGCGUCCGGACCUGCGAGGGGUGCAAGGGAUUUUUCAAACGGACUGUUCAAAAGGGAUCUAAGUACGUUUGUUUAGCUGAAAAAUCGUGUCCCGUCGAUAAGCGGCGGCGAAACCGGUGUCAGUUUUGUCGGUUCCAAAAAUGUUUAACGGUCGGAAUGGUUAAGGAAGUAGUACGGACGGACUCGCUGAAAGGUCGCCGAGGGCGGCUGCCGUCGAAGCCGAAGUGUCCGCAGGAGUCGCCGCCGAGCCCGCCCAUCUCGCUGAUCACGGCGCUGGUGCGGUCGCACGUGGACACGUCGCCCGACUUCACCAACCUGGACUACUCGCACUACCGGGAGCCGAACCCGAUGGAGCCGGCGGUGUGCGAGGCGGAGGUCAUCCAGGAGUUCUACACGCUGCUCACGAGCUCCAUCGACGUGAUCCGCGCCUUCGCGGAGAAGGUGCCGGGCUACGGCGAGCUGUGCGCCGAGGACCGCGAGCAGCUGUUCGCGUCCGCGCGGCUCGAGCUGUUCGUGCUGCGGCUGGCGUUCCGCACGCGCCCCGACGACACCAAGCUCACCUUCUGCAACGGCUGGGUGCUGGACAAGCGGCAGUGCCAGCGCUCCUUCGGCGACUGGCUGCACGCCGUGCUCGACUUCAGCACCUCGCUGCACUCCAUGGACAUCGACAUAUCCACCUUCGCCUGCCUCUGCGCUCUCACUCUUGUAACAGAGCGCCACGGGCUGAAGGAGCCACAUCGCGUGGAGCAGCUGCAGAUGAAGAUCAUCGGCUGCCUGCGCGCGCACAUGCCGGCGGCGGGGGGCGCGGGGGCCGCGGGGGCCGGGGGCGCGCCGCACUUCAGCCGCGUGCUGGGCGCGCUGCCGGAGCUGCGCUCGCUGUCCGUGCAGGGGCUGCAGCGCAUCUUCUACCUGAAGCUGGAGGACCUGGUGCCCGCGCCGCCGCUCAUCGAGAACAUGUUCCGCGCCAGCCUGCCCUUCUAGACCCCCCCCCCUCCACACCCCUCCACCCCCGAGGACCACGCCGCCUUCACACUUCUCUACUGUCUUAGCGCCGACUCCGUUAUUUUUAUAAGUGCUUAGAGUAACAUAUUUUUCUAGAAUGUAGGUGGACGCUUCGUAGAGUUCGAUCUCCUCCGGAAUCGGUAUGUGCUAUCGUAAGAAUCAUCAUUUUAUAUGUAUAAGAAGAAGACAAUGAUAGGCGAUUAA